AUGAAUUUGUCAAAAACGGCGAAAAUAUUAUCUUUCCGAAAAUCUUCAACUACCCACAUUUUGAUUAGAAACGCUACGAGAUGGUACCCUGAUGCGGAAUAUUUAGAAAGUUUUAGAGGUCCAGUUAUGUAUCCCAACGAGAUAACUAAAAAUUGGAAGGUCGCUCCUUGGAAUGCCAAGAAAAAACCGCCGGAAAGAAUCAUUCAAAAUAUGGUUCUAAAUUUUGGACCCGCUCAUCCUGCCGCGCACGGUUGCUUACGUCUAAUACUAACUCUAGAUGGCGAGCUUGUAAAACGCCUUGAUCCCCACGUAGGACUACUUCACAGAGGAACCGAGAAGCUGAUCGAAUACAAAACUUAUACGCAAGCCUUACCAUACUUUGAUAGGUUGGAUUACCUUUCGCCUUUGGUGAACGAAUUAGCUUUUUGUUUAGGUGUAGAAAAACUGCUUGGUAUAAAAGUUCCCAAACGAGCUCAAUAUAUUCGAACAAUGCUCGCCGAAUUAACAAGAUUGAAUAAUCAUUUAGCUGCUACUUCGUUUUUAACAUUGGACGUUGGCAGUAUCACGCCUUUAUUUUGGUAUUUCGAAGAAAGGGAAAAAUUGUAUGAAAUUUUCGAAAGGGCAUGCGGGUCGAGGAUGCACGCUUGUUAUUACAGAAUUGGAGGAGUGAGUCAGGAUUUACCACUUGGUUUGUGCGAUGACAUUUACGAGAUAGUAAAGAAAAUUCCCGAAAGAAUCGAUGAAGUAGAAGACGUUGUAACAAAAAAUCGAUUAUUCAUUGAAAGAACUAAAAAUAUCGGAACUGUCAAAGCACACGAAGCGAUGAACAGAGGAUUCUCAGGUCCCAUGUUGAGAGCUUCGGGUAUCAAAUGGGAUGUGCGCAAAAUGCAACCGUACGAAGUAUACGAUGAAUUAGAUUUCGAAGUUCCUAUCGGCUUAAAUGGCGACGUUUACGAUAGAUAUUUGCUCAGAAAUAACGAGAUGAGGCAAUCUUGUAGAAUGAUUGUGCAAUGUUUGAAUCAAAUGCCAACGGGAGAAAUCAAAUGCGACGACCAUAAAAUUUCGCCCCCGAAUAGAAAAGAAAUGAAAACUUCGAUGGAAGCCUUGAUACACCAUUUCAAAUUGUUUUCCCAAGGGUUCCAAGUACCGCCGGGCGCUACUUAUACUAGUAUCGAACAUCCAAAAGGCGAAUUUGGUGUAUAUUUAGUGUCUGAUGGUUCAUCUGUCGUAUAUAGAUGCAAAAUAAGAAGUCCUAGUUUUAUACAUUUAUCUGCAAUGGAUUAUAUGGGUAGAAAUCAUUACAUAGCAGAUGUUGUAGCUAUGUUAUCUACCUUAGAUAUAGUGUUUGGUGACGUUGAUAGAUGAGAUUCACGUUUAUAAAUCUCAAGAAAACACGUUACGAAACAAGCAUUAACAUUUAUUCUAUUUUUAAAAAAAUAUAUCAGUUGCUUAACGGUUUUGGUGCCGUUCGUCAUUUCAGAAGUAAUCGAGUAUCUAAUAAAUUGAAAUAAAAUGAAUUUACAAUUUUGAAAAAGGUUCUUUAUCUAUACUAUCCCCUUACUAUUUUCCAAAUUUGACUUGAUUUAAUGAAUGGAUUUCCAAGAUUAGUCUGGGUGGUCCUUUUUGAGGUCAUUCCCAGAUUAGUUCAAAUGCUUCUGUAUAUCUUUAAAUCAUCUGUAUGUCCGAAUUAAACCCCAAACUACUGAACGAAUUUUCACCACUAAAUAGAGUGUUUUAUGAGGAAAGUUUACGGUUGGCUUAAAUAUGACACUAAUUGUUAGCAGUAUCGCAAAAAUUUUAGCCGUUUUGAAAAUGCUGCUCAAUAUAUUUGAAAUAUAAAAAAUAUGGUGGAGUAAUCUUCUGUUUUACAUCUACAAAACAAUUUUCGAUAAACAUUAAGUCAUUAUUUUUUGCAUUCAACUCGCCACAAGUCAGCGAAAAAUCAAUAUUUCUUUUUGAAAAUUCAAUAGCAUAUUCUUCAACUAUUUCAUAAAUUAUCAAAAGUUGUCCGAAAUUUUCAAAGCAUUUUUCGGGUGGGAUAUUUUGGAAAUUUUUUAUCAUGGUAUUAUGACUUCGUACAUUGAAAUGAAAAAGUUUAGUGGCAAAGUUUUAAAUCAUCCAUCAUUAUAUAUACAGUCUAAAAAAUCAUAGAAUAAGGAAGUUAUUCAGAUAAUUCCAGCCCUUAAUCUCUUUUAGAAAAGAAGCUUUCGAUUUUUUAAGUUCCUUGUAGUAGUACUAAGCUUUUUUUGUAUAUGCACUUGCCAAAUACGAAUAUUAACAUUUUUUUCAACUAAAAAAUUUCUUACAAUCAUUAUAAAUAAUUUAAUUAUGCAAAUCGUUAUAAAAUUGCACCCUAGUGAGCAACGGACAGAAAUACCACGUCUAUGGAUAAAUUAACAACCAAAAAUUACAUUUUUCAUAAAAAUAUCUAUUUAAUUUACAGCCCUUCAUAAUUUUUAAUACCACAUAACUUUAGACAUAAAAUAUCUUUAUGGAAUUAAUUUUUUAUGCUUGGUUGGAAACAAGAUUACCACUAAACUUCUUUGUAUAGUAAUUAGCCUUUUCAUUUAGAUAUAAUGGUGAAAAACAUUCUCAGAAGCCUGCUUUUUGCUUUGUAGUAAACUGUAGUACUACUUCGAAAAGAGAACAUUAAUUUAUACUCAAUGGGGUGAAGAUACAAUUAUAUUAGAUAAUACUGUUCUAGUUUCUACUGUCCUAAUCAAAGUCUGCCCCUAAUUGUUGCAGAUUAAUCGGGUUUUUUAUGUCUUGUAUCUCUAUUUCUGAUUGUUCCAAUUGUUCAAAUUACGUCUCAAGUUUUUUUGAAAAAAAUUAUUAUUAUUUAAAAGCACAUUCAAUAAAAUUUAUCUUCACAGUUAAUGGAAUAGGAAUAAAAUAUGGCACUAUAAAAAAUCACAGUCGUAGAUCACUCCACUCCACUAAAGCUUUAAGUGUCACAACAGUUAGAGCGAAUAUCCAAAAAAGCUAAUGUAAUUCAAGCCCAGACACAAGUAUUCCGCAUUUUGUAUAUUGCUUAAAAGCUUAUUUGCAUAAAAUAAAAUAAAAAUUCAAAACAACUCUCACUGCCAAAAAAGCUAAUACGAGAAAAUCUAUUGUUGACCCCACGGCCGCUAUUCAGACGUAAAUCAGCUGUUUUCUUAGAUUGCUCCACAGGAUAAGAAAGUCGACUU
Messenger RNA from Diorhabda sublineata, 3188 nucleotides. RefSeq names its product NADH-ubiquinone oxidoreductase 49 kDa subunit-like. The record is from RefSeq and is a predicted model, not a curated record. NCBI's taxonomy places the organism in Eukaryota, Metazoa, Arthropoda, Insecta, Coleoptera, Chrysomelidae. The transcript is spliced from 6 exons. The coding region runs from base 1 to 1365 and encodes 454 amino acids. Gene Ontology annotation, molecular function: NAD binding; NADH dehydrogenase (ubiquinone) activity; quinone binding. Gene Ontology annotation, biological process: mitochondrial electron transport, NADH to ubiquinone.